AUGAAGGUCGCAGAAGGCGGCGUUCCCGAAGUCCUUCAGAGAGGCGCCCAGCAGGACAAGGGCGAGACUGCGCGACUGCAAUAUUUCGUCGGCGCAAUCGCCGUUGGGGAGCUCGUGAAGUCGACGCUCGGCCCCAAGGGCCUGGACAAGAUUCUCACUCCCAUGCAAGCUGUGGACGGCAGCCGCAACGGCAAGACGAUCAUCACAAACGACGGCGCGACGAUCUUGAAGAGCGUGUGGCUAGACAACCCUGCGGCGAAAAUCCUCGCAGAUGUCGCGCUGCAGCAAGACGCCGUGUGUGGAGACGGCACGACUGGCGUCGUCGUUCUGGCGUCGGAGCUGUUGAAGCAAGCAGAGGAACUCGUGAACCAAAACAUUCAUCCACAGAUCAUCACAACUGGCUAUCGCAAGGCCCUCUCUGUCGCGCGCCAGCGGCUCCAGCAGAUUUCCUUCGGCUGCGAAGAGGAUCGGCUCAGGGACUACCUGAUGAACGUCGCCCGCACAACUCUUUCGUCCAAGCUUCUCACGCACGAAAAGGAGCACUUUGCCAAAAUUGCAGUCGACGCAAUUCUGCGACUGAAGGAGCAUGCAUCGUCUCUGGAGCUGGUGCACAUCAUCAAGAAGCCGGGAGGAUGCCUCCGAGACUCCUUCCUCGACGAAGGUUUCAUUCUCGAAAAGCGCAUCGGAACUUACCAUCCCAAAGUCCAGGAAGAUUGCAGAGUGAUGGUCGCCAACACACCGAUGGACACGGACAAAAUCAAGAUCUACGGCGCGCGUGUCUCGGUCGAUUCCUUCGAAGCCGUUCAGGCACUCGAACUCGCUGAAAAGGAGAAAAUGAAACAGAAGGUGGACAAGAUCGCUGCCUACGGCUGCAAUGUCUUCAUCAACCGUCAACUGAUUUACAACUACCCAGAGCAAAUUUUCCAGGACCACAAGGUCAUCGCAAUCGAGCAUGCAGAUUUCGACGGCAUGGAGCGUCUCGCUGCAGCUCUCGGCGCCGAGAUCAUCUCCACUUUCGAUGCUCCCGACCCCAGCAAGCUGGGAUACUGCAAGAAAUUGGAGGAGAUCAUGAUCGGAGAAGAUAAAGUGAUCCGCUUCUCUGGCUGCAAGAGAGGCGAAGCGUGCACCAUUGUCUUGCGGGGCGGCAGCGAGCACGGUCUCGAAGAAGCUGAGCGCUCUCUCCACGACGCCCUUGCCAUCUUGUCGCAGUUGGUGCUCGAGCAGAAGGGAGAGAAACAAAGCGGCCUCGACACUUCGGCCUUCCUCAAGGUCGACGGCAAAACAGGAAGUGCGGCUCCAUUCCCAGACCCCACAGGCGCACAGCCGCUCGUUGUCUGUGGAGGCGGCGCCGCCGAACUUGCCAUGGCUUCUGCUGUCGAGGAGCUGGCUCGGACAGAGGAAGGCAAAGUUAGUCUCGCAAUCGAAGCGUUCGCCAAGGCUCUCAGACAAAUCCCGACGAUCAUUCUGGAAAACGGAGGUCUCGAUAGCGCAGAUAUCGUCUCCCGUCUACGCGUCGCCCAUUUGCGUGGCGAGCACACGAUGGGUGUAGACAUGGACACCGGGAGCGUCGCCGAUAUGAAGACAAAGGGAGUCCUCGAAGCCUACAAGAGCAAACUCAGUCAAAUCUGCUUCGCCGCUGAGGCUGCAGAGAUGAUUGUGAGAGUCGACGACAUUAUUCGCUGCGCUCCUCGUGAGCGAUCAGGAAUGUAG
Molecule: messenger RNA, 1710 nt
Organism: Neospora caninum
Lineage: Eukaryota; Apicomplexa; Conoidasida; Eucoccidiorida; Sarcocystidae
Product: putative TCP-1/cpn60 family chaperonin
Exons: 13
Coding region: 1-1710 (569 amino acids)
Biological process (GO): protein folding
Cellular component (GO): chaperonin-containing T-complex; cytosol
Molecular function (GO): ATP binding; ATP-dependent protein folding chaperone; ATP hydrolysis activity
Source: RefSeq, a predicted model, not a curated record